Messenger RNA from Musca domestica (house fly), 1850 nucleotides. RefSeq lists its product as uncharacterized. Lineage: Eukaryota; Metazoa; Arthropoda; Insecta; Diptera; Muscidae. The coding region runs from base 134 to 1573 and encodes 479 amino acids. The record is from RefSeq and is a predicted model, not a curated record. The transcript has 3 exons.
ACUUAACACAGUUGAAUUUCGACAUCCACUCGGAACGGUUGUGCAAUCGGGAAAUAAAAUUCGUUCGAUUGCUAAUAAAAGUGUUGUAUUUUUUAUUUGAAGUGAUCAUCGCUGAAAUUUCAAGGCAGGCAAAAUGUGUUGCUGCCGCAUGGCUUCGAGGCCAACAGCCAUUGUUGUUGUGGUUGUUGUGCUAUCAUGUUUUUUGCAAGCUAUUGUAACCUUACAAAUACCCGAAGAUGUGGAAAUUCUUGAAGGUUAUGAAUUUGAUGAAUCACCCGAAUAUUACGGCACCGAUGCCAAUUACUAUGAGGCACGCAGUAUGCUAACUGGUGUCAACAAAGCCAUACGCAAUAAACGUUCUACGCUCGAAUAUGAUCAAGCGAAGGGUUUAAUAUCCAAAAAUGAUUUGAAUAAAAAACUUCAAGAAAGCCUAAUACACAAUGUCGAAAGUGAUCGCAUAGAGUUACAUAGUCCAUCACAAGCUGGGUCGUUGCAAAAUCAAAAAUCACACCAACAACAAGAUGAAUUAAAACCAGAGGCUAGAAUGCAACAAGAUGAAGGUCAAGAACCACAACCAUUACCAAAGGCAGAGAAACAAAUUAUGGAUCCAGAUUAUGAUUACUACUCUCAGCGUCAUAUUUCCCCAAUGUGGAAAGAUUCGGUAAAUUUAUCACCAUCGACAGAUGACGAUGAUACCAUGGCCGAUGCUACUAGUGGUUAUGCAGCCAGAUCGAGGCAAGCUCGUGUAAAUUUUAUAACCCAGCCACGUAAAGAUAAUGACUCGCCAGCUAAAGACUUGCCCGAACCGGUGGUGACGAAAAUUCCUCCAGCAAUAAUUAAAAAUACCUAUGAUCAGAAAGUCAGUCCCCUAACGCCAUCUUACAACUAUGAAUUGUAUCCAUCACGUUCAUAUGAUCCAUACCUUAGACGUUAUGAUCGAUACGAUGAGCAAUAUUCCCGUUACGACCCAUACAAUUACGAAGAUCAUUUCCUAUAUCGUCGCCAUUAUGAUCCAUACGACAGCUACAGCCCUCGUAUGCCACAGUACCCAGAACCCUACUAUAACUACCCCGAUCGUCGUUACGACAUUCCAGAACCACGUGACUAUUUGCCAGUGUAUAAUAAUGAAGUGUAUGAGAAAUCCUCUUAUGCUCCAAUCCCCUAUUCAGAUCGUUAUCCAUUACCUUCAAAAUAUCCAGCCGACUAUCACGCAAAAUAUCCCAUGGAUUAUCCGAAUAAAUAUCCUAACGAUUAUCCUCCUACAAAAUAUCCCUUAGACUACACAAGACCAAACAAGCGGAUUGUUUACUAUGCCCAUUUACCGGAAAUUGUUAGGACACCAUAUGAUUAUGCAAACAGCUAUAACAGGGAUCGAUAUGAUGGUUCGACAGCCCCAAAUAAAGGUCUGGCAAGUGCUUAUAAAUUGGAUAAGGCAGCAAGUGGAGCAUCGCCGACAUUGAGUAAUAAUGCCAACAUCAAUGGCGGUGGUGAUCCUUACGAUUAUAUGAAACGUGAUAAAAAGGAUCGUGUCACACCGAAACCCAUUAAAGCUGUACCCAAUGGCAGACAGUAGUUGGUUGGACGAUAGCGGCAGGAUCGCUGCGAAAUAAACCAAAGUUUUGCUGGCUUUAUUUUUAAGUUACGUACAUACAUACAUAUCAAUAUACAUACUUACGAAUGCAUUAAACCAAAAAAUAUUCAGUAGAAGGAAGUGAAAGAAGCGGAAAAUCAUCAUUUACUCAAAUUAGUUGAUAUUUCAUUAUUUAGUUAGUUUGACUUCUUUAUUUUAUUGCCAAUAUUUCUCAUUAUUUCAUAUAACAUAAAUUAAUAAUAAAUAAUAACUUAUUUAC